ACUUUAGAGUCCGCUCCUCAGCUCAGACCAUUCAAACGUCGGAAGGCAAUCAAGAUCCCCAUUUCACACUGUAGCGCGAGAUUGAGAAACUCCCCGGCGAAGAAGAACAAGAACAAAGAUGGGAUUUCUGUGCAAGCUUGUGGAUGCGUCAUUGUUGCUAGUCUUCUCGGUGAUCGCAUUGGCGGCGCCGUUGAUUGAUUCGCAGACUUUCUUGCCGCAGAGCGUCUUCCCGGAACUAGUCGUCGAUCUCAAGAAAUAUUACAUCCGCCACUACGACGAUUAUCUGUUGGAUGAAAUGCCCAAUUUCUUCGUUGGCUUGAUUUGGGUCGAGCUUCUCUUUCAGUGGCCUCUCGCCGUCCUCAAUAUCUACGGGAUUUUGGCAUACAAACCCUGGUUCAAGACUACUUGUCUCAUAUAUGGCGUCUCUGUUCUCACGUCCAUGGCCGCCAUACUAGGAGAGCUGAUUGGAUCGCAGAAAGCAUCGGAUAAACUGAUGAUGAUGUAUUGUCCAUUCAUGGGAUUUGGUAUUUUAGCCAUGCUACGAGGAUUGGUUCCCUGCACUAAUACUUCUGGAUCAAUGGGCAAGAAACCUGCAUCUGCAACAGCUAGGAAAAAGAGGGCUUGAUAAAGAAAUCAACCACUUUGAAUUUUAUGAUUCUUUCUUGUGCCAUUUAGGAUAAUCUCAAUUUUAAUAAUGAGUUAUUUUUCAGUUUUGAUGAUGCUAUUGGUUUCUUUUGAACACUUCAGUUUAGAUGAUGUUGAUAUUGCCGUUUCUAAGUUUUGUCACCUUUAAUCAUGAAGACAUGUUUGCAUUAUUUUA
Molecule: messenger RNA, 820 nt
Organism: Rubroshorea leprosula
Lineage: Eukaryota; Viridiplantae; Streptophyta; Magnoliopsida; Malvales; Dipterocarpaceae
Source: the annotation of a GenBank genome assembly